Ostrinia nubilalis (European corn borer) is the source of this 1368-nucleotide messenger RNA. Its product is annotated as putative nuclease HARBI1. The record is from RefSeq and is a predicted model, not a curated record. The transcript has 5 exons. The coding region runs from base 259 to 1314 and encodes 351 amino acids. Lineage: Eukaryota; Metazoa; Arthropoda; Insecta; Lepidoptera; Crambidae.
UAUUCAUAAUCAUUUUUCACAUUUUAUCAAAUGCUUAUUAGAGGUUUAUAAAACGUUUGAUAAAAAUUGUUAUUCAUAAUCGUCAUUUAGCGCUAAAAUCCUCUUUUAUCUGUGUGAUAAGUUAUCGAGAGCUCGGGCCUUGUUUAAAGCUCUAAUAAACCUAUUUUAACCUAACUUUUAUAAAUGUCAUUUCAUAUGAAUGUCACUUCGUUGGUUUAUUUAUUCAAAAUAUCCUUGCUGUGAUCCUUGCUUGUGAAAAUGAAUGCUAUAAAUGCAAUUGUGCAUUUAGCCAAUAAUGCCGACCCAGCGCGACGUAGAAAGCUCUACCGCCAACGAAGCAACCCAUUCGAUUUGCGGGACCUAAAUUUUAAAAUAAAAUAUAGGUUCAAUAAGGACACAGUGCGCACCAUCAUAGAUUUGGUGGAAGAUGAUCUGGUUCAGAGCGCUAGAGGUGGUGGCACGUGUCCUGAACUGCAAGUUUUAGUGGCCAUAAGAUGUUGGGGACGUCGUGAGGUACAAGAUGAUGCUGGUGACCUCCAUGGCCUAAGUCAGCCGACAGUGAGCCGGAUAUGCGCCAGAGUCGCGCAUGCAAUCGCGAAUAAGGCAAAUUCCUUCAUCAAAAUGCCUAUCACUAUAGGAGAGCAGGAAAGAAUUAGUGCCAAAUUUAGAGCAAUUAAAAAUUUUCCUGGGGUGAUAGGAGCCAUAGAUUGCACCCACAUUAAAAUUAAAAAAACCGGAGGUGACAUGGCCCAGUACUAUAUUAAUAGAAAAGGCUAUUAUUCCCUGAAUGUUCAGGUUGUCUGUGAUGCUGACCUCAAAAUAAUGGAUAUAGUGGCUAGAUGGCGAGGCAGUACACAUGACAGUCGAAUUUUUAUGGAGAGCAAUAUAAAACAACGAUUUGAGGAUAGGCAGUUUAGAGGACGCCUUAUUGGCGAUUCGGGCUACCCUCUUCUGCCAUAUCUAUUUACACCUAUUUUAAGGCCUAGUCGUCCAGAAGAAGAAGCAUACAAUAAUGCUCACAUCUCAACUAGGAACACUGUUGAAAGGUGUUUUGGGGUGUGGAAGCAGCGGUUCCAAUGCCUACUCCAUGGCUUACCAGUAAGCCUCCAAAAUGGAAAAGCUGUGAUCAUAGCAUUGGCUGUAUUACAUAAUAUAGCCAUUGAUAUGAAUGACACAUUGUUAGAACAACAUAUGGAGCAGGUCCCUGUAACUCCGCAACUUUCGACGGAGAACAGUGUUCACGACAACCGACCUUCAUUGUUGAGGCGUAGGUCGCAGUUGAUACUACAAAAUUUUAUAAAUCAACAUUUUUGAAUGAUACUGUUCCUGGCAUCUUAAUGAAAAUAAAAAGAAUAUUUGAUUGAAAAA